AUGCACGAGAGGUUCGAGGCUCCUGACCCCGUGGCGAACCCGUGGGAGCGACACAGCCUGACCGAGCGAGACAUCUCCGAGACGACGGUGGACGCCGUGAUGGCGCUGGUGCUGCGCGCUCUAGCCGACCCCGUGCGCGGCGCGACGGAAGAGGAGGCUGCGGAGGAGGAGGCAGCGGCGGAGUUAACGAGGCGGAUUAACGAGCGGAGCCUGCUCCACCAGGCAGAUCAGGUCCUGCGUAAGCUCGUGUCGCGUAAGAUCGCCAAGUGUAAGUGCGAGGGAGGGAAGACGGGGAAGCAGUUGGAAGCGACUGCGAGGUGGUUGAAUGCACGGAGGCUAGAACUAUUGGAGCAGAUUCGCCGCGGAGAUGUGCGGGUGCCCGAUGCUGUGCUGACCAAUCUGACUAAAUUGUCCUCGUCAGAUGACAACCCGACUAACAAGGAUGAGGCUCUAACAGGGCUGAGAAAUUUCCUUGCCAGCCAAUUUGAUGAGGAGUCUUCCCGCUAGAUGGCAGCAUGAUAGCCGGAGUAGUAUAUUCGAGUGACUUUUUUAUGAUAAAUCCGUUUAUUUAAAACGCGUUAGCAACAGUUUCUCGACAACCGAUCUAGUUGGGAGUUGCUAGAACACGGGCGUCGAAGAAGGGUCACGUGAUGUGGCUGCACUUGUGUUAGGAUUAGGGUCAGGGUUAGGGAAAUAAGGCCAUGUCUAGCACGGAAGUAUGACUGUGGAAGAUUUGUACUUUGAAGCAUACGCAAUGACUAGUGCUGCCACGUAAUGGCACCCUCCUUCGACGCCCGUGUUCUAGCAACGCCCGAUCUGGUUGUCGUUUGUCAAACUGAAUAAAGUUGUUUGCACUUGUCACCAGAUGGCAGCAGGUGACAAGAGUCGGAAUUGCAAGUUACUCUUAUAUUAUUCACUCUGUUAUUAUCCCUGAUAUUAUCAUGAAAUCUGAUGAAAUUAUUUGGUGAUUAGAGUAUCAUAGGCUAACAAGCACCAGUACCAGAGACAUUCUGUCAUAGAACUAUUUUAUCAGUACAGGUUAACAAACACAGAUCAGCCAAUUAAUUGGGGCUGUGGAAGCGCCUCAUUUUUUUAUUACCUCCGCCAGGGGCGUGGCGGAGGUUAUGUUUUCACCGGCGUGCCAUUGAGUGUUGAUUUG
Molecule: messenger RNA, 1159 nt
Organism: Priapulus caudatus
Lineage: Eukaryota; Metazoa; Priapulida; Priapulimorpha; Priapulimorphida; Priapulidae
Exons: 1
Coding region: 1-507 (168 amino acids)
Molecular function (GO): kinase activity; tRNA binding
Source: RefSeq, a predicted model, not a curated record